CAUGCCGCUCCCUAGGGUUUCCGAUUUCCAGAAGUUUGCUUCUUUAGUUUGGGACGAUCAAUACUUGUCCUUUCUACUGAUACUCUUCUAGUCUGAAGUCACCUAUACGUCCACUGCUAACAUUUUUCUUCACUGAAAUGAAUGGCGGGCAGCCUGAAAGAGAGGAGAGGGUCUCCAUGGAACUGACCGACGAGUUGUUGAAAAGCAUGGAAGUUGGUAUGGCGUUCAGGGAUUAUAAUGGUAGAAUCAGUUCAAUGGAUUUCCACAAAGCAACGAGUUAUCUGGUGACGGCUAGUGCUGAUGAAUCAAUUCGCCUUUAUGAUAUACAAAAUGCAUUGUGCUUGAAGACCAUAAAUAGCAAAAAGUAUGGAGUUGAUUUGGUCUGCUUCACUGCUCAUCCAACAACAGUCAUAUACUCAUCCAAAAAUGGUUGGGAUGAAUCUUUGCGUCUUUUGUCUCUCAAUGAUAACAAAUAUUUGCGGUACUUUAAAGGGCACCAUGAUAGGGUUGUUUCUCUUUCAUUGUGUCCUCGUAAAGAGUCUUUUUUGUCAGGUUCUCUUGAUAGAACCGUUUUGUUAUGGGAUCAACGAGCAGAGAAGUCUCAGGGUCUUCUACGUGUGCAAGGAAGACCUGCAGUUUCUUAUGACGAUCAAGGAAUGGUUUUUGCUAUUGCGUUUGGAGGAUGUGUAAGGAUGUUUGAUGCCCGAAAAUUUGAAAAGGGCCCAUUUGAUACAUAUUCCGUUGGAGCAGAUAAAUCUGAAGCUAACGUACUAAAAUUUAGCAACGACGGAAGGCUCAUGCUUUUAACUACUAUGGAUGGACAUAUUCAUAUCCUUGACUCCUUCCGCGGUAAUCUUCUCUCUACAUAUAAUGUAAAGCCGGUUUCAAGCCACGCAACUUUGGAGGCUUCUUUCAGCGCUGACGGAAUGUAUAUUUUAUCAGGAUCUGGUGAUGGCAGUGUCUAUGCUUGGAGUGUCAGAAGUGGAAAGGUUGCCUGUUGGGCGAGUACUGACAUGGAGCCGCCACUGAUAAAAUGGGCACCUGGAAGCCUUAUGUUCACAACUGGAUCAUCUGAACUGUCAUUUUGGGUGCCUGACUUAUCUAAGUUGGGAUCUUUUGUGGGUGCAAAAUAGGUUUUUACACUUUUAGACCUCUUGCCAGUGAUGGCUUACCAAAUUACUGUUCUAUCUUACAAAUCAGUUUCAAUGAGGCAACGCCAACAGACUCCUUAGAGUUGUCAAGUGAAUACCUCCUUUGUACGCCGGUAUGUGAUUCUUUGUCUUCUACAACAAAUAGAUGCAAUCUUCCAAGGAAUGCAGCAUGAAAAUUUAUCUUGCCAACUGAACCCUGCAAUUUACACACCAGGAGAAUGGAAUUAAUAUUAAUUGUUCUCUUCAUAUAGUUUAGGCUUACCCUGUUCUUAACUUCAGCACGUCUGAUAUCAUUUAUGUGUAUAGUAGUGUAGGCAAUCGUUGUAAAUUUGUAAAUUAUGUUUAUCUAAUAUAUUUGGCUAUGAUCCAA
Phalaenopsis equestris is the source of this 1521-nucleotide messenger RNA. RefSeq names its product protein ANTHESIS POMOTING FACTOR 1. The coding region runs from base 138 to 1133 and encodes 331 amino acids. The record is from RefSeq and is a predicted model, not a curated record. Gene Ontology annotation, molecular function: chromatin binding; protein binding. Lineage: Eukaryota; Viridiplantae; Streptophyta; Magnoliopsida; Asparagales; Orchidaceae. Gene Ontology annotation, cellular component: Set1C/COMPASS complex. The transcript has 12 exons.